This is a messenger RNA of Rhineura floridana, 2173 nucleotides long. RefSeq names its product nucleophosmin/nucleoplasmin 3 (gene NPM3). Gene Ontology annotation, cellular component: cytoplasm; nucleoplasm; nucleolus. Gene Ontology annotation, molecular function: RNA binding; chromatin binding; histone binding. The coding region runs from base 213 to 797 and encodes 194 amino acids. Gene Ontology annotation, biological process: chromatin remodeling. The record is from RefSeq and is a predicted model, not a curated record. Lineage: Eukaryota; Metazoa; Chordata; Lepidosauria; Squamata; Rhineuridae. The transcript has 6 exons.
CCUAUAAAACUUCACCAAAACAAAUACAAUCGCCCCUCCGCAUCUCCUAAUUGGAGGGAUUCUUGUCACAGCCUACCUUGUCCAGCCGGGGCCUCCCAUUGGUGGAAGAAGGACUGCGUGCCCGGCUGAGGCGGUCUUAGUCAAGCCCGGGCAGUGGGUGGUACCGCGACGCAAGCUUCUUCCUGUCUUCUGCUCGCUCGUUCGGUGCAGGCAUGGCUUCCUGCUUGGAUCUGGAGACCUUCGUAGAUGGAGUUAAACCGCCGGUUUGCACCAGCAGCUUCGUGUUCGGCGAGUUAAGGAGGAUUGGCAUUUUACUGUCUGGAAAUUGGGACCGGCGUCCAUGUUUGAGGGAUGGGUUGAUAGGAUGCGAGUUGAACAGCAGUGCCCGAUCCUACACUUUUAAAGUAUCUGAAGAGGAUGAUUCUGAUCAUAUCCUAUCUCUGAAUAUGGUUUGCCUGUCAGAAGGGGCCAAGGAUGAGUGCAAUAUUGUGGAGGUUGUGGGGCAUGACUAUCACAACCACGAGAUUGUUGUGCCAGUGGCCAACCUGAAGCUGUCGUGUCAGCCCUGGUUGUGUUUGGAAGAUUUUCAGCUGCAACCCCCGGUGACCUUCCGCCUAUGCUCAGGAUCUGGCCCUGUUCACCUUGCAGGACAACACCGUAUCUUUCACAGAAAGGAUCUCUCGGAUGAUAAGUUCAGUGAAGAGGAUGAGGAGGAUUUUAGUGAGGAUGAGGAGUCCAUAGAAGAGGAGGAAGAGCUCUCCCCUAUCAAGCCAGCCAAGAAGCAAUGUAAAUCUUAGCCUGGCUUCCCUGGAAGUGCUGCUGAUUUUCUUCUUCCUGAAAUGCAGUGCUACUAAUCUGUGGCUGAACUUCUUGAAAAGUUUGUUCAUAUUUUCUGCCUAAAGUUGACGGCUAGCUAGCGCUGCUGACCCUGUGGUUUUUGAGGAGUUGUUGGAGUGUUCCCAAACACAUUUCUGGCACACGUUUUGCUUCCCAACUGGGAAAACUGGUAGCUGCUUUCCCUUCUGGUCAGAUUUCCUUGGUACUUAGAAAAGUGCCCAAGCUGACUGCUGCUACUGAUAUAUAUAAAGUUGUUUUCUCUAGGUGAGGCAGUCAACAGAUAAGCAUAAUGCCUGUGUUCCCUAUGCAUUUUACAUCUUUAAAGGACACACUCCCUUAAGAAAAAAGUAAACCUGUGCAAUGUAAGGUGACUGUGAAUACUCCAUACAUGUUUGGAUUUUUCAAAAUAUUUUAAGCUUUUUUAAACAAAAAUCUGUGGUUGACUAGUUUGUAUAUUUCAGAAAGCAAUAAACAUUUUUUGAAAAAAGAAACCAGUAAAACUACUGUGUCUACUUCUUAGAACUUGUUCGUCUCUGGAGCUCGUUUGUGAGUGUGUAGAUAUAUUUAUGCAGAGUCCCACUUUCUGAAACAGUAUAGAUAUAUUUUAUUUCUUUUAAUUUGUUUUAAUUUAAAUUUAUUAAGAAAAACAAAAAGGGAGAAAUAACACACAAAAGAAAGCUACAACCAUCAGCUCAUAAAAGGUCAUGAACAUCCACAAAUAUCAAAGAUUUUGCUAAUAUAAAGAGCAACCAUAUUAACUGUAUUUUCUUACAGGGUUAACCAAAUUUUAAACCUCCAUACUGUCAGAUACCUCUUUGUAUUGCAUUAAGCCCAUUUUAAAUAUCCUUGGGGUUUUUUUUUCAAGAAUUGCUUACAGCUUCAGUUUACACCAGUGAAAAUGAGAACAACCUGUGUAUGUUUGUCCCUUAGUCUCAUUCUGUAUAUGCCAGCAGUUCCCCAACUUUUUCUGCCAUGGACUACUUGAAAAUUUCUGAGAGUUUUGGUGGACCACUUCAUGAUUUUUCUGCCUGUUUUAGCAGUUGUAAUGCAUUGUCUAGGUGCUGUGUGAUUUUUAAUUGUAUUUUUGUUUCUUUUAGUUCUUGUAUUUUAUUAUAUUACAAUUUGCAUUCCAUAGAAUAUGAAUAUUUAAUGUGGACAUCUCGUAUGCCACCUCAGUGAAGCUCACAGACCACAAUUUGGGAACCCCUGGUAUAUCCCAAGAGCUGUAUGUGAUUUGGUCAUAGGGCAUGAAUCACAAAGUAGUUGUUUGCAUAUUCUUGUGCUAUCUCUUUUAACAUAUUGUUUUGCUCUUUCAAAUAAAUAUAUUUGUAAUCUA